This is a messenger RNA of Dalotia coriaria, 1715 nucleotides long. RefSeq names its product NAD kinase 2, mitochondrial-like. The record is from RefSeq and is a predicted model, not a curated record. Gene Ontology annotation, cellular component: mitochondrion. Gene Ontology annotation, molecular function: NAD+ kinase activity. Bases 322 to 1530 code for a protein of 402 amino acids. Gene Ontology annotation, biological process: NAD+ metabolic process. The transcript is spliced from 5 exons. Lineage: Eukaryota; Metazoa; Arthropoda; Insecta; Coleoptera; Staphylinidae.
UUAUCAACAGUCCGAACGAAAUAUCGGCCGCGUCGUUUAAUUUCUAGUCUGCGACUUGAUGUCAUGCGAGGAGAGCUGUCUAACCUAAUUCGGCUUGUUCAUGGAGUGCAAAAACACCUCAAAAGAAGUGAAUUUCAAAUCGAUUGCAGGAAUCAAGUCGAAUUCUUGUAUCACUGCUUAGCGUAAACUGCAAAACGGCGUCAACGCGCCACGGUUAAGUGCCAUUACAGCAACAAGGCGGACUAGGCGAAUAGCGCGCGCGUGUCCUCAACGCCCGGCCGGGUCUACCGACGUCGCGACGACGACGUCGAGCGCUUGUCAAUGUAUGCGACACGCGUCCGCCUGCAGAGUCUACUAGUAGGUUUUAAAGGAUGUGUGCAACAAUUAAAACUAGCAAAAUACAGCAAUGCUACACAACAUUCAGAGUCCAUUAAAAUACAGAAAGCCCUUGUGGUUUCUAAACUAUCACAUUAUGAAUUUGAGAUGAUCAGAUACAAUGAACUUGAUAAGGAUGAACUGGAAACUAGAAUUCGAAAGAGAGGAACAGACUUUGAGAAAAUGAUGUACUACCACAACUUACAUAAAAGCUUUGAGUUGAAUGUGGUGCAGCAGUUGGAGGGUUUGGGCAUUGAAGUUAAAGUAGUCAACAGACCAGACUAUUCUGAGGAUUUAAUAGAAUGGGCUGAUAUUGUUAUGCCAACUGGUGGUGAUGGAACGUUUCUGUUUGCCGCCAGUCGUGUGCGCAAUCAAGACAAAAUGGUGGUAGGUUUCAAUUCAGAUCCAAACAGAUCAGAAGGUCAUCUCUGUUUACCAAAAAAGUUCUCAUCUAAUAUCAAAGCAGCAAUUGUCAACUUACAGCAAGGAAGAUUUAAAUGGUUAAUGCGAAGCCGGAUAAGAACUACAGUGUUUGGACAAACAGGUUGUAAGUUAAAUCCGCAUCAUUUGCAUGAAGUGAAAGAAUGUGAUGCUUUGAAAUAUACCACAGUCGAAGAAGGUGGCACAGUGCUACCUUAUCUUGCGCUUAAUGAGGUGUUUAUUGGCGAAACGCUAUCCGCACGAGUGUCACAUCUAGGAAUGUGGUUGAAUGGUUCUGAUCAGCAAACGAAUUUAAAAAGUUCAGGCAUAUGUAUAUCAACUGGUACAGGCUCGACAUCAUGGAAUUUGAGUAUUAAUCGAUUACCCGUGCAGAGUGUCUCUGAACUUCUACGGUUGUUAGAUAUUGACGCUACUGAAGGACCCGAGAGUCUUGCCACUGUUUUAGCGAAAAUGUAUAAUAACAAUUUAAUAUUCCACCCAGAAGAUAAACGAAUGUGCUAUACCAUUAGAGAUCAAAUUUCCGCUGGUGUAUGGCCCCAACCUAAAGGCAUCAAGUCCCGUGGCUUUAUACGCGAGUUAAAAGUGAAGUCCAAUUGUCUGGAUGCUUGUUUAGUUAUAGAUGGUGGAGUUAGUUUUGAUUUUAAUGAUGGCACGCUAGCGAUUUUACAAAUACAGCCGGAAGAUGCCUUGCGGACAGUAAUAAUGGACGAUUAAGAUGUUUAGAAUAAGGUUUUGGUUCGCAAUCAUCCCGCAUUUUACGCAGUGUACCAAAAGAUUGUGAUACGCGUUUUUAAAGUUAGGUUCAACCUUUAUAUUUUACCUGUUAUUUUAUAUGUUUUAAAAUUGUUUAUAUACAGCCAACUCUUGUUUUAAAAAUACAUAGCAAUAUUACUAUUAUA